AUGGUAACGCUGCGCUUGGCCGCUUCGCGUAUAAGCUACAGGCAAAUGGGAACCGGAAGUAUGGGGCUAUAUCUCCCGCGAGCAAAACCCCUGCUCCUCACAAGCUGCUGGAGGAAGUUACGUUUACCAACUUCCGUGCUCGUGACGUUUACCUCAUUUCCGGUUUCUGCCGAAGCGACCAGCGAGGUGUGCGGGUUUUUUAUUAUUAUUACUAUUUCGGCUCGGCUUACGCUGCCGGCACGCAUGCGCGACGUCUCAAUCGCUUCAGCUUUCGGCGACGGCGGCGGCGGCGGUGGAAGUCGAGGAGUUCGGAAGUUCAAAAUGGCCGCGGCGACGAUAGUGGAGUCGGGGCUGCGGGGGCGCGGGUAAGAAGAAGAAGAAGAACCAUAAGAUAGAUAGAUAGAUAGAUAGAUAGAUAGAUAGAUAGAUAAUAUUAAAGCACGCGGUUUAGUUUCGGUAGCUGUGAGGGAGAAAGUCGGGUGGGCGAGGGAAGGGGGGAGGGAGAACGUGCUGUUGAGCCGUUAUAACGGUCGCGAGGAGGCCCUGGCCGGGCCUGGCGUCUGAGGCCGGAGCGGGACGAGCUUCUUCGGAGCCCGCCCUUAACCUCGAGCGGGCAGGCACGAAGCCGGCUUUUCCCUCGCCGCCACCCGGCCCUUUCCCAGCGCCUGCUCGGGCCCCGAAGGCCUACCUUUGGGUCUCGCCAGAGUUGCCGCCCCCACCCGGAAGGGAGUCCCAGCGCCGGGCCCUCAAGGCUCGGGCGCCGCGCGAGCUUUCCUUCCCUGGGGGAGGAACCCCCGAAAGGUUUGCUGGAAAUUAAAUGCCGUUUAAGCCUCUCCUGCGGCGGCGGGGGGGAGGGGCGGGUUGGCACGUCGCCUCUCGCCUUACGCUUUCUUUGUUUUAAGAGAACGAUCGUGCGCAAUGGCGAGAGCCGCACCAAAUUUUUUUUAAAAAGGGAUUUUUUCUUUUUCCCGCACAAGUUAACGUGCGAGAUUUGGGGCGGGGGGAGGUUCCUGCUCAUGCUUAUUUUGAGAGUUAACUCUGUUCCAUUUUGGACUUAUCGACGUGGCUGGGGAAAUGUCUGACGAGCCUGGGCAAAGUUACUAGCCCUAGUGGGAUUGUUGUUGUUGUUGGAUUGAUUGAUUGAAUUUAUAUACCGCCCUCCAUCCAAAGAUAUCAGGGUGGUUGCUCAUAGACAUGCUGUGCUGUUUUUCCUUUGCCAUCAGUGCUGCUAAGUACUUCACUAACAGAUUUCUUUGGUAUUUUACUGGUUUUUAAUUUCCACAUCACUGAUUUUGUUUCUCCGGCGUGCUUCAUCUCAAAUAGAGGUCUACACAUUUCUUCCGAUGCAAUCUGAGUGAUACGAUUGCUUAUAAAUAAAGUUGUGGCACAGUCUAAAUGCCAUAUGGGUCUAUCACACAUGCACAUUUGGCUUUUUGUGUCUUAGUAACUCCUUACAGGCAAAUAAGUGCUAGUGUUUAACUUAUAAACCACAUGACGUUUACAUUGUAUUUGUUAAAGCUGCUCCCACUCCAGUGACAUUUCUGGAUUAACAGCUGUUACAAUGCUUGUAGUCUAAAGCUAUGGUCAGGAGCUAAGCCAGUUAAAAUCAAAAGACUGGCAUAAAAAAUGAAUUAUUUAAAUUAUUUUAAAGACCUAUUUGUAUUUUUGUAAUAAAGAACCUUGCAUCCCAUAUUUCAUGAGGAUGAAAUUGCCAGAGUUAUGAAAGAUUACAAUGUAUUGUCCUGUUUAUGUAAUUUUAGGGACAUAACAGUAUAGAUAGUCAAAUACCAAAGUACAAACUAAAGUAAGAACUCUGGUGGGAUAUCGGCUUGAUCAUGCAUUUUUUACAUAGGUGUGCAUGUAGAAAUCAGCCUUUACCAAAGCUCUGCUACCUAACUUUUAUUUAGUCUAGCAUUUCUCAGAUGUCUUUGGGGAAAAUCUAAUGGGCAUUUUGUGCUCAUUAAUUUCAGAGUAAAUGUAAUCCAACUUGCAGGGACUAAUUGAUUAGUGAACAUGAAUAGGAUCAGUAUGCAAGAAAUUUGGGCAAUAAGCUCAUGUUGUGAGCUGUUGAAAGCACAAUUUCUGGCUUUUCACCAGAAUACACUUUUUUUUACAGCUAUGGUAUCCAUGGGUUAUUAGAUUAGUAACUUCCUUUUUAUGAGGCAAUCCCUAAACAAAUCAUAGACACACAAUAAACUUGUAAAACUCAAUUUCCAGUUGAGGGUGACUUGCUGGUUAGUUAUUAGCUGUAAACAUUUUGUGGUUGGAUGACCCAUGUAGAAUUUGAAAUACUGUAGUUCCACUUAUUAAGCUAACAUGGCAAUCCAGAUCUGUGCAUUUAGAUGGGAUGGUGUCUGCUGACUUCCAGCAGGAAAGUCCCACAGUCAGGGUGUGCCCACCCAAACAGUGGACUGGUGGAGAGUACUGUCAGUGGCACCCAGCAGCCCACUUCCUCCCUCCAGCAAAUGGGACCGGCACAGGAUCUGCUGGAUCCAGUGUGGACACUGCUGCCAUCGCAUGAUAGAACAGGCUCAAUCUGGGCCUCUUUGCUGUGUCAGCUUGGCAGCUAAUGCAGUAAAGGGGCAUGUUACCCUCUCCCCACUGUUUCUGCUUCAGCCAGAACAAGCACUGGGGCUCCUAAGCAGUGCAAUUUUUGCUAGUUUUCACUACAACUUUCAUGCGUCAGAGCUUGCUUCAUGCUGCAGAUGAUUUGGUAAAAAUCAACAGCAGUUACAGGAUGAAACACAAAUUCUUUGAGAAGGUUUUAAUAAAACUUGUUUUUCUUGCUAGAACUUGUUUUCUUUUUCUUCACUGUUUUCACAAUUGAUAAGCAUAUGGACAAGGUCAGAUUGCCCGUUUAUGUCAGCAGUCCAUGGGAGGGGACUCUUUAUUCACUGUCUACAACUUCAGUUAGGUUGAGGGCAUAAAUAUACCAUAUUGAAAGGUACAGUAGUGAAGAUGGUGGUGUAUUCAACUACCUUUAUGCCACAGUACUGUGCUGGCUUUCCUCCCAGUUGUCUAAAAAUCACUGAAGUAAUAGAAGUCGUUAGAUUGUUUUCCAAAGUGAUUGACACACAAUUAUUUCCUACUUCUUAAAAUAAGAAAAAUAACAAGAGGAAGACAAUACUCUAAUUUUCAUUUUGUUUAAAUACACUUAUUGGCCAUAAGGCACAUAAUAGUUGCACAAACCAUAUGUUCACACAGAUAUUUUCAUCUUUUGUUCCUCGUGAAUGGUAGGUGGGCAACAGAUUCCUGGAUCUAUGCUUGGUAUCAUGCUCGGGGAUACUACAUUCAUGACAGUGUGUUUUACUCACAGUUCUGGCUUUAUAUUUUGGAGACAAUGGAUUAUAUCCAACUAGUCAUACUCAGAGUAGAUCCACUGAAGUCAGCGGACUUAAGAUACUCAUAUUAGUUAUGGCUGGCGUUGGCGAUAACCCCACAUGUAUCUCAUUUUUUUAAGCCAAGUCAGUAUGCUAAUUUGAUCUGUAAAAUUCUGAAGCAAUUUAGUCUGAUACCUAGUUCAACAGCCUUUUUGGAUCAAUGGCCACAUUUCAAAUUUUGAGAGAGUGCUGUGGGUGCAGGUCACAAAAUGGUUGCCAUAGAGAGGGCAUAGCAUAAUGCAACAUGGCUGCUGGGAGGGCAUGGCACAACACAAAAUUGGAGACCGUUAUUGCAGCUCCCCCACCCCAAGAACUUCACUCAUACCAUGGGAAAUCAGCUAUAUCCUGCUGGUCUUGAUUGUGGAGAUACAGCUGUUAAAAGGCAGAAGAAUCCUGCUUUCACCCAUUCCAACUGUAAAUCAAAGCCUAGGCUGUCAUCCUGUACCCACUUAUCUGGGAGUAAGCCCCAUUAGAAACAAAGGGACAUACAUUUGAAUAGACUUUUACCAUUGUACAGUCAAUUAAUGUUACAGUGAAAUCUUAGUCCCUAGUCUUUAUCUUAUAACACAAGAAGACAUGUCUCCCCCUCUUUUGCAAAUUUUUAACAUUUGCCGUUGGAAGGGAGGGAGAAUUCUGUAACACACCCCCAUACUUAUACAGUAGUAUUUGCAGGAAAUAACUCCCAGAACUAAUACAAACCUACCACAGGCAAGAUGCACCCUGGUUGUGAGGCAGAAAGGAAGGGUAAAUGACAUCUUCCAGGGACAGGAAAAAAAUAAAGCAGGAAAAUGCAUGGAAAGGGAGGGGAAAGCAGGUGCUCUUUAGGACCCCAGGGAUUCCUGUAGCCUGGUGUCCAAACAACUACUUAGCAAUCAUAGGCACACCUCUAAUUUUACUUGUUGGCUAAAAACACUUAACAGGUAGGAACAGCUAGGCUAGCUCAUUUCACAGAAAUUGCCUAUAAGGGUACCUGUGCAUUUUUCUUCCUAACUUUCUUCCUAGGAGGGCUAGAGAUUUGCUUUUUUAAAAAAUGAAAUUGAGUCUGGGGCCCAUGCCAGGUGUGCCAAUGAAGGCCGUCAUGGGCACUGGGUUGGCGAACCAUGGUAUAAUAUUUAUACAUUGGUAUUUGAGCCUCUUAUGUAUGAACAGUAUGUGUGAAUUUUAGUGAUGCUUGUUAUUUAAUUAUAUUUAGUUCUUAUAUUCUUAAUUUCAUCUAAACUCUAAUUCUAAUCCUUAGUUGUGCAAUUGAACAUGUUUUGUUCUUGGUCCCAUAUGCUCUAUUUGUUUGAAUAAAAAUAUUAUCUUGAUUCGUUCAUCAUAAGUUAGCUUAUCAGGAACCGUAGAAGAAUAGCAAUAAUAAAUGGUCUGUAGUUUAUUUUCUAGUUAUUGAAUAAAAAAUCCUUUCUUUAGCAAGGAUGAUGAACAUGGCUGUUUAAACUAAUUGUGCCCCAAAGCAAAUCUGAAAAUAAAUGGGGCAAUAAUGGAUCAAUGUAUAAAAAUAUACUUUGACUGACAUCUUAAGUGUAAUUGUGUUGUUGAUCUAAUUCACAAGUAGAAGUAAAAAAUGAACCUGCCAGAGAGUGAUUUUGCCAUCUUAUUUUUCUGCACUAGUGUAUUUGUGCUGUGUUGUUAUUGGGUAAUUACAGUUUACUUGUAGGAGGGAUCCUUGAUGGUUACAGGCACAGAUAUGCUUCUGAUAUAUUUUGCUUGAAUGCAGGUUAAGAGUUCUCUAAACAGUUAUGGGCAAAUUUCUUGCUCUCUUGUCUGCCUAGCUGCCCCCCUAAAUUCUUCCCCUCCAAAGACUUUCCUAAGGAUUGGGAGACUGUCCUAUGUGGGGUAAGCUGUGUCACAGGACUGAGGGGGAAAGGAAAGAUCUCAGAAAAUUUGGUCAGAUCUCUGGCUGCAAACCAUAAUAUUUCAUUUGAUCUCUGAUUUAUUCUAUUUAAAUAUAUUUACAGAAUUGAUGAUGCUGAUAUUUCUGAGAGAAGUGCAAAUGAAGAAAAUGGGGACAUUUCAGAAGGAGAGCAACCACAAAUUAAACACAGCCGGCAUAAAAAAGAAGCACAAACACCGAGGUAAACAUAAGAAACAUAAACAUUCUUCAGAAGAAGAUAAGGACAAAAAACAUAAACAUAGGCACAAACAUAAGAAACAUAAACGAAAGGAGAUUACUGAUGCCUCUGAUAGAGAAGAUGGUCCAGCAAAAAGAACUAAAAUUGAUUUCUUAGCUCCUUUAGAAGACUUAGAGAAACAAAGAGCAUUGCUUAAAGCUGAACUUGAAAAUGAGCUAAUGGAAGGAAAAGUUCAGUCUGGGAUGGGAUUAAUAUUGCAAGGUUAUGAGUCAGGUUCUGAAGAGGAGGGAGAAAUCAAUGAUAAGGUGAGAAAUGGGACUAGAUCUGCAACUAAGUCAUCAAACGCUAAAGGGAAACCAGAGAUUGUAGACAAUAAAACAAGUUCAAAGAAACGGAGUAAGAGCAGAUCAAAAGAACGGAUUCGGCACAGAUCUGAUAAAAGAAAAGCAAGUCAGGAGUUGAUGGAAUAAAGAGAAAGCAACAAGAAGUAAAUCAAAAGAGAGGAGAAAAUCAAAAAGCCCAUCUAAAAAAAUAAAGUCUCAAGAUCAAGUAGGAAAGUCAAAGUCUCCAACUCUUAGAAGGCGCUCUCAGGAGAAAAAUAGGAAGUCAAAGUCUCCAGAAGAUAAGACUAAAGCAGAAGAUAAGAUGAAGUCUAGAGAUCAUAAAAAUCUCCAGCUGUUAAUGAAAGUAAAAACAGAGAUCGUGGCAAAAAUCAAAAUCUCCAGUAGAACAAAGAAGUAAAUCCAAAGAUAGACGAUCAAGGUCUAAAGAUCGAAAAUCCAGGAGAGUGGAGGCUGAAAAGAGAAGAAGCCCACCAAAUCUCCUUCUAAAGAUGCAUCAUCAGGGAAAGAAAACAGGUCUCCUGGUAGAAGACCUGGCCGCAGCCCUAAAGGAAGAAGUUUGUCUCCAAAACCACGAGAUAAACCAAGACGCAGCAGAUCACCUCUCCUUAAUGAUCGCAGAUCUAAGCAGAGUAAAUCGCCCUCUCGAAAUCUGUCUCCUAGGAGAGCAAAGAGUAGAUCCGUAGAAAGAAAAAGGAGAGAAUCGGAAAGGAGGCGUUUUUCUUCUCCAAGGUAAUUUUAAUGAAGAAAAUUAAGAAUCAAGUGGUUUUAAUUUUUUUUAAAUGUGCCCGCCUGUCCAUCCCCUAACACAUGAGAGGUGCUGAACUGGUAAAACCGAGAUGCCAAUUUGCAAAGGAAGAAAUAGGAGAACACUAUAAGUGAACUCCCGAUUCUUCCUUUCCAGCUAGUGGCAAAUAAACUUGAAUGACCUGGUGCCAUAUGAUGUCACGUAACUGACAAGUAGGUGGUUCUGCCCACCAGUCAAAGUGGCCCAUAGAGGGUGGGCCAAUUCUGGGUCUACUCAGCCGGCUGGAUCCAAUUUCCCCUGGUAUGUGUUAUAGAAAUUUGUGGAAGACCUUUGAUUUAUUUAACAAAAUAUCAAAAAUAAUAGCAUAGUAACUUUUGAGGUUUUAAGGGUUUAAUAAUAAAACAGUACGCUGAGCCAGACUUGUCAGUCACCACUAAUAUUGUUUCUUGGGAAGUAGAAACGUCAAAGCAGAGAACACUUUGUAACUUUUUUCCAAGCUUUCUGUAUGCUACAAAUAACUAGCAUAGGUAUGUUUGGAAAGGCAGACUGUUGCAGGCAAUAAAAGCAUCACAUGAGGAUUUGGUGUGAAUAUAAAACUUGAUUUGCUAACAUUUCAGCAGUUUUCCUAUAGUAUGUAACAUGAGGAAGGUAUUGUCUGGAUGCGAACGGGAUCUGUUCUGGAGCCCGUUCGCAUCCAGACGCGAACACAACCCACGUCUGCAGGUUGCGAUUUGCCACUUCUGCGCAUGCGUGUGACGUCAUUUUGACUGUCUGCGCAAGUGGCAAAACCCGGAAGUAACGCAGUGUGUUACUUCCGGUCGCCACAGCGCACAAUCCAAAAUACUUAUCCCGAAGCUACUUCAUCUCGUGGUAUGAGUGUAUAUGCUUUAUUUUUAGUCUGACAUUUUAUAUCAUUCUUGCUUAUAUUAAUUUCUACUGAAUCCAGUCUGUGAAAUGCUAUAAAGAUAACUUUACAGUGAGUUUUGAAAUGGUUUUUAAAGGGAAUCAGGCCUAUUUUUGUAUAUAUUUAUUUUUACAAUAUUUCUUCUAACUUCAAGAACACGAACUAGGGACGAUAUCCUCUCUAGACGUGAGCGAUCAAAAGAUGUCAGCCCACUUAGGUGGUCCCCAUCCAGAAGAAGAUCCAGGUCUCCUAUUCGACGAAGAUCUCGCUCAGUUCUUCGACGUAGCCGGUCUCCAAGAAGGAGGAGUAGAUCUCCUCGGAGAAGGUAUAUAUUCUACAAUACUGUAAAAAUAAGUAGAAAUUAAUCUUGUACGUUAACCGAGAAUGGUUCUUUUUUUCAAUGCCAUAACACCGCCACUAUGGGUUGUAAUCAACAAAGUUGUUCUGUUAGCACAAGGACUUAUGCCUGCUCAAUAGUACUUCCUCUGCUUGGGAGAGGUAAGGGAACCCCCAGAACAUAUUUGAGUGGGGGCUCGAGGGAAGAGGAAGUCAGAUUGCAGAGGCAGAAGUCCUUGCACUAAUGGGGCAACUCUGUAGGACACAGCCCUAUACAUUUUGCCAAUUCCCUAACACUCCUAUGCUUCAUCUAGGAGCAUGCUACUCAAGUUGUGGCUGUCCUGCUCCCUCUGUUGACCAGAGAGGAAACCAGUGCUGGCCUAACUUUGAAUUCCAAACCAACAUGCAAGGUUUAUUAAUAUCUAAACAUGAGAGGAAGUGAAGAACAAACCUUGCCUCAUCCUAAGUUUUUUUUUUUUGUUUUUGUUUUUUUGCUUUUGAAUGGAACAGGUUUGAACCUUAAAAUGCUUCAAGCAAAUAUAUAAAUAUAAGAGAUACUUUGUCACAUUGAUUCUUUUUUCUUUUAAUUCCACAUUUUCAGGGAUAGGGGUCGACGGAGUCGAUCUCGUCUUAGGAGGAGAUCUAGGUCACGGGGUGGCCAUAGGCGGAGGAGUAGGAGCAAAAUAGAAGACAAAUUUAAAGGAAGCCUUUCUGAAGGGAUGAAGGUGGAGCAAGAAUCCUCAUCAGAUGAAAAGUAAGAACUGAAUUUUAAUGUUUCGUAUUGUGAUCUUCUACCAAAUUUUUCUGUGUGUAGAUAGAUGAAAUGUCUUCUUUUUCUUAAAUCAAAAGUAUUUUCAACAUGGAGGGCAAUCUUGAAUAUUAAUAGUGAGUUCAGUGCUGUAGCUAGUUGCUCCUCUACCUAAUGUACCACAUUUUUCUUGUUAUUUUAACUUAUUGGCUAAAUGCUGACCCAUACCUGGUGAACUUGUUACUACUCUUCUGUCAUUCUGUUCAGUUUGAUAGGGCUCCAGUGCCAGAUGUUAGGAGACCUUGGGAAUGAUUGCCAGUUGAUUAAUAUUUGAUCUCAUAUUGACUGAGGCUCUGCUACAGGAACCUUUAGUUAUAAGCAAUCAGGUUUGUAGGUUAUAUCCAACAGUGCUACCCAGCUGAUAAUAAGGCCCAUUUUCAGCAACUUCUCUCUCCAUAGUUCCUUACAGUCUCCCUAAAUCUGCACCAGAGUAUUUUAGAGUGUUGCCGGGGGGGGGGGGGGUAGGGUUGCAGUGGUGAUGGGAAAUGAGCCAAAAAAAUGUUUCCCUCCCUGUUCUGCUGAUGGAGGCCUUGCCAAGUCAAACUGUUGGAUAGGAUCCAAUACAAAUAUGUAUUCCUAGUCUCAACCAUAUAGUUUGUAUUUGUUUUUGGCCAGACAAUACUUGGGCACAGUGAAGUUAAAAUGCACAUACUUAAUCUCCACGAAAAUGAAGACAUAUAUUCAUAUAUAUGUGAAUAUAUACCUGUCAUUAUACUUACUUGCCAUCCAUAAUUAUAAUAAAGGCAAAUAGAUUGGUUAAUCUGUGGGUCAUAUAUGAAAAGGGACUGGUAAAAUGUUUAUGCAAUAAUCUCAAUAGUCAAAAUUUCCCCAAUAUCUUAAUAUUUACAUACAUCUAUUCUAGGACUGUUAAUACCAAUCAAUGCAGUUAAAACCAAAUGCAGUCAAGUACACUACAAGGAGAACAUAAAUACAACAAAGAGCAAUGUUGGUCAAAUUAAAAAUACAACCAUUAACCAUAAUAAUUCCUCCAUAGUGUAUUAAAUUAGUUUGAAUGAAUUACAACAGCUAAUAUCUAAUACUUACAAAGCUUAUAAAUAAUGGUCAAUUAUAAUAAAACUUUGGGUUUUUUCCUGUCAGUCUGUAAUGUGAAGUUAUUUAAAUUAACGUUUUAGGAUCCAAGUCUUUGAGUAUUGUUUUCAGGGUAUAUGAGUAUAAAUUAUUGCAUCAUUAAGUGAACUGAAGGAUAUGUCAAUCAUCAUUUUUAAUAGCCUUGAAGACUUUGACGUUGAAGAAGAAGAUGAGGAAGCUUUGAUAGAGCAGAGAAGGUUACAGAGGCAAGCAAUUGUUCAGGUAUGUGAUAGUGCUGUACUACCACCCCUCCAAACCAGACUGUAAUUUUGUGAAAGCUGAUCGUCCAUACUGUUUCCAUAGAGUGUGGUCAGGCAUUCAAGUAGCCAUAGUUACAAGGACUAUCCAUUCAACUUUCUGUUAUAAUUAGCUGCCACAAAUUCCCUCAUGUCUAGGUACUGCAAAGGGAAAAGAGUGCAUUGAACAAAGAGUGCACACAAUAAAUGCCAAGUCAUCACAUUCUGCAGCAUGCUAAGUGGCAUGCUCUAACUGGUGUAUGUGGUAGCACCCUAGUAACCCUGGGCAAACACCCACAGACAUAUCUAUUAUGUUUCCUUUGGCUUAGAAAUGAAGAGUUGGAUCCAGUGUUGCCUUAAUAAGUCUGUCUGCCCAAGAAAGCCUUUCCUGCUCUCUUCAAGGACCCUUAGGAAAAAAAUCUGAGAUCAAAUAACGUAGAACUGUGGAGUUGGAAGGGACCACGGGGGUCAUCUAGUCCAACCCCCUGCAAUGCAGGAAUCUUUUGCCAAACAUGACUUGAACUCAUGACCCUGAGAUUAAGAGUCUCAUGCUCUACCAACUGCGCUAUCCAUAAUGCAGUAGAGGUCUGCAAUAAAAUGAAGUGUGUGGGAAAUGCCUCUCUUUCAAGUGAACAACUGCUUCCACGGUGCUGGAAUAAAGCAAAAAGAUUUCUUUGGUUUAAAAAGGUAAAGGGACCCCUGACCAUUAGGUCCAGUCGUGGCCGACUCUGGGGUUGCAGCGCUCAUCUCGCUUUACUAGUCGAGGGAGCGGGCGUUGGUUCGCAGACAGCUUCCAGGUCAUGUGGCCAGCAUGACUAAGCCACUUCUGGCAAACCAGAGCAGCGCACGGAAACGCCGUUUACCUUCCCACCGGAGCAGUACCUAUUUAUCUACUUGCACUUUGAUGUGCUUUUAAACUGCUAGGUUGGCAGGAGCAGGGACCGAGCAAUGGGAGCUCACCCCGUCGUGGGGAUUCGAACCACCGACCUUCUGAUGGGCAAGUCCUAGGCUCUGUGGUUUAACCCACAGCGCCACCUGCAUUUAUAUCCCCACAAAAUGUACAUUUUUUCAGUGGCUUAAGUAAUGGAAGCUUUCUUUUUACAGAAAUACAAGUACCUAACUGAAGAUAGCAACAUGUCUAUGCCAUCUGAACCAAGCAGUCCUCAGAGCAGCACUCGCAGUCGCUCAAACUCACCUGAUGACAUUCUAGAGCGGGUAGCUGCUGAUGUUAAAGAGUAUGAACGGGAAAAUGUGGACACUUUUGAAGCCUCAGUGAAGGCUAAGCACAACCUCAUGGCUGUUGAGCAAAAUAAUGGUAAGAAUCAAAUUCCUGUAAAAUGUGUUCUGAAAAAAGAUCUGCAACAAGUAAAAUCAAAAGUGAGAUACAUUUGAUAUGGCAGCCAUGAGUAAGAGACUGUCUCCUUAAUUUUAGAAUAUCAUGAAAUAUUGUACAAGUUUGCUCACUUGUAGAAAGCUAAGUUAAAUUAUGCCUGGGGUCGCUCCGGACUUGGUAUGCUGAGUCACCAGAAAACAAGGACAUGCCUCUCACUUUAUCAGGCUGACUGAACACACAGUCAAAAUUCAGAAACGUUUUUGUGCAGUUCUCAGCGCAAUGUAAUAUGGCUUUCUUACACAUACCCAGAUCCCAAUAAAAUGUAAGUGGUUGGAUCCAGACUUAGACAUGCUUAGAGUAAAAGGUAAAGGUACCCCUGACAGUUAGGUCCAGUCGCGGACGACUCUGGGGUUGCGGUGCUCAUCUUGCUCUAUAGGCUGAGGGAGCCGGCAUUUGUCCACAGACAUGGUCAUGUGGCCAGCAUGACUAAGCCGCUUCUGGCAAACCAGACCAGCGCACGGAAAUGCCGUUUACCUUCCCGCCAAAGCAGUACCUAUUUAUCUACUUGCACUUUGACGUGCUUUCGAACUGCUAGGUGGGCAGGAGCAGGGACCAAACAACGGGAGCUCACCCCGUCGCAGGGAUUCGAGCCACCGACCUUCUGAUCAGCAAGCCCAAGAGGCUCGGUGGUUUAGACCACAGCGCCACCCAUCAAAAUUGAUAGGACAUUAGUUAGAAGUUAGAAGAUUGGACAGUUGUGGGCAGGAUUACUGUGACUAGAUUACUGACUGGAAUGGGGGAAAGAACCCUAUCUUGUCAAUAUUGGUGGCUUGGCAACUAGGUACUUUAAGGGACCACCUCUUUCUGCGUGCGCACACACACACACACACCCCGGGUGUAUUACGAUCUGCUUUAGGUCCUUUUCUGGGUCCUGUUGCCAUCAGAGAUGAGGCAGGUGGUGAUCAGAGACAGGACUUCCUUGUGGUGACACCCUAACUUUGGAAAUCUGAAGGUUUAUCUGCUGCUAAGUUUUAUGUCUUUGUAUUAUCCAGGUGAAAACCUUAUUCCAGAUCUUUAGAUACAUAGAGUUUUACCCUGUUUUUUUCUUGCACUGUAAGUUGUGUAGUUGGGAUUGUUUUAAUUUAAGGCAGUUGAUGAUGAACCAAAUGAGGUGAGUAGUAUCCCUCUUCACGUGACAGAGGCAGGAGAGCAAAGAAUUUUGGGAGGCAGACCUAGUUCCCUCAGUUUUAGACAGCUCCCUGUUUACACAGGGGUUACGUUCCGAGGCACCGCACACAUUGGUGAAAUCGUGUAUAAUUGAAACCUAUUGAGAAAGCCUGCAAAUACCCUGCCCCACCCCUGUUCUGCCAUUUUAGUGAUAUUUCAGUGACAUCUUUACAAUGUUUCCAGGUCACUUCUGCACGUAUACCCCGUCGCACACACAUUAAACACACAUAAACGAAGGGCUGCCUGUAUUUUAAUUGUGUUGCACAUUGCUCUUUGGUCCAGAAGAUUCUGAGAGCAGGAUAUUAAUGGAAUGAUCUGUAGAAAUGUUAAGGCUAUCUUGUAUUCUUUAUCAUUGCUUUCAUGAAUGUGAAUUCUUUUAAGGUUCGUCUCAGAAGAAAAUUACAGCUCCUGACAUGUUCACAGAAUCAGAUGAUAUGUUUGCUGCAUAUUUUGAUGUAGGUAAUUUUUGUAUAAAUGCUUUUUGAAGUGCUGCUAUCUUUUGGUAAAGAACAUAUAUAAAAAUUUCUAAAAGACCACUGGAUUAAUUCCCAGGUUUUUUAUCCAAUGGUGUCUGUGAGCGAGCAGAAUGGACUUCCAUCUCCACAACAGAAGUUCAUCUUCCUUUCCUCCCCACUGCAGCCCAAUAUGUACCUAGAGGUUAAUACCCCCAAAGCAGGUUUAAGAGGAGGGGGAGGAAGGGAACUCUCACUGUGUGAAUAAAGGUCUCCUCAUUCAAUGUUGGGUUUCGCCCUGAAUCAUUUAAACCAUUAACUCUAGAAAGUGAUUAUUUGACCAUUUUCAUUGUUGCAGUUGCAUUAGGGAUAAUACCAGAAUUACUCAGCAGAAUUCAAAUAGCCCAAAUAGUAAGCUAAACACUCAUCAGCUUUAAUGAGAGAUGCCUAGCAUUGAUGUUUUGUAUGUUCUUUGAAGUACAGAGUGUCUUUGCCCUUUGAUAUUGGGCCUUCUAAAGACUUUUUGUGAGCUGUCUAGGAAACUAUGUAAUUGGGCAACCAGUAAAUAGAUAAAACAGUUCGUGUAGUUUCAUAGGCAAAUAUGAAGGAAAAAGCUAAAUGAGAUUUACUUUAUUUCAGAGUGCACGCCUUAGGGCUGCUGGCAUUGGAAAAGACUUCAAAGAAAACCCCAAUCUCAGGGAUAACUGGACAGAUGCAGAGGGGUAUUAUCGUAAGUAUGAUUGGUACAUCUCAUAUAUAUUAUCAACUGAGCACAACUGCAGAUUAAAGGAAUCCUGUUUAAAGGCCAGCAGAAUAACAUUUUAAUGUUGCAGGGCUAUCUCCCACAUUUAGAACAUCAAAGAAAACGUGUGAGUGAAUAAAUAUAUAGUCCACAACUCUAGCUUACAUUUUCCCAGUUUUUCUCUGGAAGCAACCAUCAACAUUCGCCAUUCAAUGGAAACCAGAAUAAUGGCUCGGAAAAUAAGUUCCAGCUUUAUUUGCCAAACUGGACUCAGAAUGCAAACACUUCACUGAAUCUCCUUCAGGAAUAUUGCAUAAACAACUACAAAAUCCACAGGAAAAUGGGUUCUCUUUUAGUUUUCUCAUGUGGGAAAACAAGUUAAUAUUGUUCAAAAUCCCUGAAAAGAAAUGUCUUGGUACUUGAUUUGGGUGAGGCAUAGAGAACUUGAGAAGUUGGAACUAAUUGGCCAGAAAGCUGGCUUUACUCUGGUGCCAAUAGGCACCCUAGCUUGGUUUUCACCAGUCACCCUGUUUGCAUUGCUUGGGGAUAAAGAGGACACAUUUGUGUAAAAAGUGUGAACCUUCCAGCUCUUCCCUGCUGUGACAAGGAAUUGCUGGCAUUGGUUCACACAGAAGGUGGAGACCAUUCAUACUCUUACUUUUACAUAUUUAAAAUGCUGUUUGGGUAUUUUGCACAAAUGUUCUUUCAAGAGCAUAAGAAAUGCCCUGCUGGAUUGAACCGAAGACCCACAAACUUCAGCAUCCUGUUCUCACAUUGACUGGCCAGAUGGCUAAUGGGAAACCCACAAGCAGAACUUUAGUGCAACAGCGUUAUCCCCACUUGUGAUUUCCUGCAGCUGGUAUGCCCUUUGACAAUUGAGUUCAAACAGGCAUGUUGUAGUUUUCAAAUUUGCCUGUACAUAGUAUCUUCCAUUGUUCUCCUUUAAAGAGUUACCUUGCUAAAUCCUCAUGUUCUUUAAACUCUCAUAGUACUUCGGGGAUUCUGUGUUGACUGCUCAUUGUAAACUGAGUGGGAAGAAGUCAGGGAGUAGUAUUAUGUAUUCAUAGAAAACCUAUUUAGGUGUUACUCGGGUUCUAACUGACUUGAGAUCAGGAGUGAGUCUGGGGCUCCACCAUCCCUUCAGUGUAGAAGGUAAGAAGCAAGCUAGUUAUCAACAUGUUCUGUCUUAUCCAGUUGGGAGGAUUUCUCAUUCAAACACAAUAUUUGCAUUUCUAUCCAGAACAAAGACAGAGGAGUUAUGUUAAAGCAGGCAGUGACCCUUAAUGGAAAUUGCCAUUAUGGCUACACCCUAUAUGCAUUUCUGUACAGGUAAAUCCUCCUUGAUUGAUUGAUAGAUUGGCACUGAAAAUGCAUUUAACAGCAUCUUUUUUCUUUUCCUUAGGCGUUAACAUAGGUGAAGUUCUAGAUAAACGCUACAAUGUAUAUGGGUACACUGGCCAAGGAGUUUUCAGUAAUGUGGUGAGGGCCAGAGAUAUGGCAAGAGCAAACCAAGAAGUGGCUGUCAAAAUCAUUAGGAACAAUGAGCUUAUGUAAGUAAAAAAAUUUUACAUCUCAAGAUAAAAUGAACUAAAACAGUAGUGGCCCUAAAAGUUUUGCAGAGAUGCAUGAGCAGUAACUGAAGAUUUACACAAUAUUCAGGAAGACUGUUAUGUAGCAUGUUUUGUAAAUAUAUAGAAUCCUGUUAUUUGUAAACUACUAACCUGUAGCUGCUGGUUUCAGUAGUUGAGCGACUAACUGUAAAGAGUUGGUGUUCAUCUGCUGGAAGACGGUUUAUUAAUCUAGUGAAGCCUUCUGUCCGCAGAAUAGAAAUGGAGGUGAUACUUGACAGUCUCCCUCCACUCCUUUCUCCAGCCCCCAUGCCACCUCCUUUGUUCUUCAAAAACUACUCCAACCCUCUGGAGCAGAUUUGAAGAGACAUUUAAGCUGUUCCACUGAAUUAACCGUUACAUUCUAGGACUGUGUUCUUCAGCAUUGGGUCCCCAGAUGUUGGACUACAACUUCCAUCAUCCCUGGCCAUUGCCUAAGGAGGCUGGGUGUUGUAGUCCAACAACAUCUGGGGACCUAGAUUGAAGAACAAUAUUCUAGGGCAGGCACAGGCAAACUCGGCCCUCCAGAUGUUUUUGGCCUACAACUCCCAUGAUCCCUAGCUAACAGGACCAGUGGUCAGGAAUGAUGGGAAUUGUAGUCCCAAAACAUCUGAAGUGCUGAGUUUGCUUAUGCCUGUUCUAGGGAUUAUAAUAGCCCAUAUUACCUCCUCCUUCCCCAUAACAGGAAGUUCCCAUAACAGGAUGUUCUCUAUCUUCUUGCCUAAUCUUUGCAAGCUUCAGUCUUGCAUUCAUUCAGUCACAGUUGCAAACCAGAAGUUUCUCAUAUCAGAUAAGGUCCUUCUGCUCUUAUCCUUAUGGCUGCCUUGUCUGCCUAGUCUCCAGAGAGCAUUAUAUUUCUUCUGGUAGUGGCAACCCUUAAGUUCAGAUUACAUUGAUCCUUGUAGUUGUAAUAUUGUUGCUGUUGCUUCUUUAUAUAUUUCUUUAUAUCAUUUAAACCUCUGAAUUUUAAAUGGUGUUUUUGUGAUGUAUAUUAUAAUAAAUGGAUUUAUUUUCAGGCAAAAAACUGGUUUAAAAGAAUUGGAAUUCUUGAAAAAACUCAAUGAUGCAGAUCCUGAUGACAAGUUCCAUUGCCUGCGAUUGUUCCGGCAUUUUUAUCACAAGCAGCACCUUUGUUUAGUAUUUGAACCACUCAGGUAAGGUUUAAAAUAAUGCUGUUUAGACUGUUCAUCUUAGACCUGUUCAUCUCCUUAAACUAAACCUUGUUUGAAAGUUUCAGAAGUAGUUCUUCCUCAGCAUAUAUAUAACAGGGUAUUCUGGAAUAGGAUAUUUGAAAAAGAAAUAAGCAGAAUGACCUGACACGUCAAGUUGCAAUUUGUUCCAUCAGAGACGGUUACUAUUAAAGCAGAAUAGUGUCAAGAGGAGAAGGUUCCAAAACUAUAGAAUUAUCCUGGCAUUAAAAUUGGAAAGCCACAGAACAAUAUUUAUGUCGCCUCAGCUUCUUCUGGGGAGGAAAAAACCUAAACACAUAGCAGAGUUCCCAAAAAAUAGACCAGAGGCAAUUGUACUUUAUCCAGCAGAGCUUGACUUGCUACUGAAGGCAAAUGAGCAUAAUGGUCACAAAUCCAAUUCAUUCAGGAUUGGCACAGUCCAUAAAAAUCCAGUUGCAGCGCUUACAAGAAAAUUUACAAGUAUUUAUAAUAAGACUAAACCUUAACACUAUAGCAUGCAGAAACAGAACAAAGAGACAGAAAGUGAGUAACCCAGGAUCCUCCUGGCCUGACUAUAAUAGUCGGCAUGACCUUGACAGAAAGAAUAACAGAACCUGUUUAAAUUUGCUAUAUUCAGCUUCCCAGAAGGUAUAACCCAAACAACAGAAACCUUUCAAACAGAGAAGCUGCUUGAAACUUCUUGAGCUAAGAAGCAGAACAGGAAAGAUUUCUACACAUCAGAUCAAUACUUUCUGUACUAAAAAAUGCAAACUGACAAUUUAUUCAUUAAAACAUAAGCUAAAAAAUUGUUUAUACACACACGGAUUAAUUUUAAUUCCAUGUGUACAUAGAAUUAGGAGAGUUAAAAGUAGUGGCAGUGUUUUCUGAUGGAAGACGUUAGCGAUCUUUUAAUUCCGGAGCCAAAACAGAAGCAUUCUUUUCAUGUAGGGUGGGUCAUUUCUGUUCUGGUAAUCAAGGUUCUGUCCUGUUACUUCGUGUGUGUUUAGAAAAUCAAUCUCUGAAGGUGCUAAGAAAUAGCUCUAUUCAGUUAUAAAUACAUGUAAGUUUUCUCAGUUAUUUGCAACUAAAUCAUUGCAUGCCUGGAACAACUUCCAUGAGUGCAAUGGAGCACACCCACCCACCCACCCACACACACACACACACACUUUCCCUUCCUCACAACCCCCAAAUCUGCUCUGAAGAGUUGGGGAUCCCUGCAGAGCAGAUCUGGGGGUGUGCAAGGGGAGAGGAAGGAGAAGUCGGAAGUUCCACUGCACACGUUUGAGUUGUUCCAUGUGCACAAUGAUUUAUAUAGACGCAACUCGCAAUCUGCCGCCUGAUGUUCAGCUAAUAGAUUUUCUAACAAACGCUGUCGCUAAGUACAGUACACCCUUUUCGGUGGUCCAUUACAAGUAAGUUAUGGGCUGAAAUGGUGGGGUAUAAAAAAUCUUUCAAGAUUUAUAUUGUUAUCUGUGAUACAUUUAUAUGAUACGGUGUUAUAAAAAUAGUUUUACAAAUAAUAAAUAAAGUUAAUGUUGUUUAAACAAUGUUAUUACAGAUUGACUUCUAUAAACUUCCUGUACAUUGAAUUACUAUGUAUUACUAUUUUUAAUGUGUUUGACAUUCGGUUUCUUCCACCUUCUACUAUCCCCAUCUGUUGUGUGUCUCUUUUCAAUUUAGUAUGAACUUACGAGAGGUGCUGAAGAAGUAUGGAAAAGAUGUUGGCCUCCAUAUAAAGGCAGUACGGUCAUAUAGUCAGCAGCUGUUCCUAGCAUUAAAACUUCUUAAAAGAUGCAACAUCUUGCAUGCUGAUAUCAAACCAGACAAUAUUUUAGUAAGUAAUACCCUGUUUACAUUGUGUCAAUUUCUAUGAGAUUUAAUUCAUAUUCUCUCUCUCUCUCUCAUGGAUUUUAUGCUGAAAAAUAUCAGUGACUGGUUGAUUUCUCCCCAACUGCCUGAUCAUGGCUACCUUCCCUGGUGUCCCACAAGUCCUCCCCCAAGGGAAGAAGCAAUUUCUAUGAAUAAGAUCCAACCCAACUUAGUAUAGUAAUACAACAAAUAAGAGCAAAUUUAAUCAAGCUUGCAUUCCAAAUUAAAGAUGUGCCGUCGCUUAGGACUGGUCUUUAUGGCGAACCAUCCCUGUGGAGUGACCCACCCUAGGUCAACUGUAACAUAUAGAGCUCUCUCACCGAAUGGAUUGCUCCCAUUACACAGAGAAAUUCCUUGCUGGUGCCGCAACCACACUCUCAAACAGCCUUCACAUUACUUGUAGAGUGGCUGGGGAAACCUGGCCAAAUCGGCAGGGUAUAAAUAAUAAUGUUGUUGUUAUUCUUAUUAUUGUAGGAGCAGUCUACUUGUCAUUUUAAGUUUCAGUAGUUUACUGGCAACAUUUGAAUUCUAAUAUUUGGUCAGUGCUAAUUGUAAUACGCUAGCUAGCAUUUUAAUGUAUAAUUUAGAAUUAUUCUCAUAACCUGCUUAUGCACCUACAUGAUAAAUUAGCAUUCCACAGAAAAUGCAUCACUGACAUAACUGCCUUUGUAUCAGUAGGCACACUUAACUCCAACCCCUGACAGUUUCAGCAUAUAUUUUUUUUGCAUAAGAAGGAACAUUUUAGUUAUGCAUACAGUUACAAGGAUGCAUGGAAUAAGGACAGUAACCCACUCUGUGCAAACAUUGUACCAAACAGUUUUUGAAAACAUUUGGGUAUGGGCUGCUGGGAAGUUAGCUAUAUAGAAUCUUUAUUGGAAUAGAUUGCUGUUGACAACCACAAAACAUAGAUUGGAUGCUGGGCAAAAUAAUUCAAGUGCAAACUCUGUGAGGUGAAGUACAAAUUCAUUUCAGAUGUUUCUUCUUCAUGACUAUCAGGUGAAUAAAUUCCAGUUUUUCUCAACAGAUGUCAGUAUUAACUGCAGAGUAAAUUCCUUUUAAAAUAUGGCAUCUCUAGAAGUUACACAUUCUUUCAGACAGUUAUGGGUUUUUUGACAUAUAUAAUUUUUAAAAGAUGCCAAGAACAAAAUAAAGCUUUUGGAUCAGACCGUGGGGCUAUUUAGUCACAGCAUCCUAUUGUUUACAGUGGCCCUAUCAGAUCCUUCCAGGAAGCCCAUAGCAGAGCAUGAAGUCACAGCACUUUCCAUUGGUUCACAGCACACAGUGUUCAGAUUCACCUUGCUUUUGAACUCUAUCCUGCUUUUAAAUAAAAUCAGUAUUAAUAUGUGCUAAAUACAUAUGUUGAACUUCUUAAAGGUUGGUGGUUAGUUUGCACAAUCAGUGUCAUUUGCUACUUUCUCCAUUAAGUACAAUUCUUGUUGCUUUUUUUAAGGUGAAUGAAUCUAAAACUAUUCUAAAACUCUGCGAUUUUGGGUCGGCUUCACAUGUUGCGGAUAAUGACAUCACACCGUAUCUUGUCAGCCGAUUUUAUCGUGCUCCUGAAAUUAGUAAGUUAAUCUACUCUUGAGAUAUUCUUGUUUACAUUCGAAUUCUGCAGUUAAUGUUGAUUUUAACUUGCAUAUUUAUGAAGAAGGACCGCAAAAAUUGAAUUUUAUACAUGGCAAAAUUUCUUGGUGCAGCCUUAGAUUUUAAUAGUUAUCAAUCAACCAACUAGCAUGGGUGUAUGGCAGGCUACUGCGAGAAGGAGAACAAAUUCCAUCUACAAGUUUCCUUGGCUUUUGGUUUAUCAAGUCUUCCCUUACUGGGUCCCCUCCUCCAUCCUUCACCAAUGUCUUUCGCCACUCCUCCUUUUUCAAGGUUCCCUAGUUGCUGCUUCUCCAUUUUCCUUUCACUUGGUUGAUACUAUCUCCCCAUCUCCUUGCCUAAGCCACACUCUUGCCUCUGACAUUCUUUCCCCUCUGCAUAACAGAUGAUCAGACUGGGCACGGAAGCUUCUGUAGUAUAUUGUACUGUAUUAUCUGCUGCUACACCAUAAAAUCUCUGUUCUACAAACUUUUUCACCCACCUUUUCACCCAAUCUCUUUUCACCUCCCAUCUGACACUCUUGAUCUGAAAGAAAUUAAGGCUGGUGUGGAGCAUCACUGAUGGAUGAAUUUUGAAGUUUAGAAAAGGAUAUGAUGGCAAUGAUGUUUUAAUAGUAUACCAAUUUUUACGAGCUGAGUGGCACGGGAGAAAUAUCAUAGAUACUGCAACUCAUUUAUUCUGUUCUUUUUGUGGCUGGCUGAUCCUAGAAAAGUGAGUGACCUUUACUUGAGUGUGUCAUUUUCUAUGAUUAAUGGUUUUAAUUUUACAACUGUUCUCCUUCAGUUAUAGGCAAAAUCUAUGACUACGGUAUAGAUAUGUGGUCUGUAGGCUGUACAUUAUAUGAACUUUACACAGGAAAAAUAUUGUUUCCUGGGAAAACCAACAAUCAUAUGUUGAAACUUGCUAUGGACCUCAAAGGAAAGAUGCCAAACAAGGUAAAGAAAUAAAUUGCUUGUAAAGAUGAAUAACAUUCUAGAAUUUUCCCUGAUCUUGUAGGAAUCUUGUAACAUCCCAACUUGUUCACCCUGCCCCUAAACUAUGGUUUACAGCCUGCGGAUAUUCUUUCUGAAAGGGGCCAAUAUGCUAUUAAAACUUAAUUCUAGUGGAACUUCCCACUAACUAGAGUCUGUGGGUGGAACUCACCAUUGCCUGAGAGGACUCCUGCUUGCACAACAGUUUUUCACCUUUCUUUCCUCCCCACUGCAGCUCCCUUUAUGCCACCCUCUAGAGAAGACUUGGAGGAUAUGCAGAGGGCUGCAGGUGGGAAGAGAGGAAGAUGUAGUCUUCUUGUGUGAGCACAAAUGCAUUCCACUCACACGCUGAGAGUAUGGGAUACAACAGUCUAUCGUUGAUGCAAAUGAAAAAGACAUCUCAUUUUUUAUUGUAGAUUUUUCUCUCUCUCUGCAGUGAUCUGAAGAAAUAGAACGUAAUGACCCUUGAUGUUUUCUGGAAGUAACGUGAGGCUUUUGAUGUAGGCUUGUCUUAGUUUUCUGGAGUUAAAUGUGUAGAGGCCUAUUUUAAGAUGCUACCUUUUUAUCAGUUGAAGAUCUCAUACGCCCUAAGCUUCUGAGAUCUGUGUAAAAUAAAGUGCACUUAAUUUUCCAGUUUGCCUACAUGGUUGAAAUAAGCCUGUCUCCUUGAGAUUAUUGCUUUCAUGUUUUAUACUUGUGGACUUUUUAAGACUUUCAAUUUGCUAUCUAUUUUCAGAUGAUCCGAAAAGGAGUCUUCAAAGAUCAACACUUCGAUCAAAAUCUCAACUUUAUGUACAUAGAGGUAGAUAAAGUAACAGAAAGGGUAAGUCUGAACUACACUAAGUAAAAUGCGAUGUUCUGUUAGGAAAUUUCUCAUGCCUUUUUUGUAGGUUUAAAUUAGAAUUUGGUGAAUAUGGUUGUUAUAUAAAUUUUGCAACUUUUUGUAUGAAGGGCUUGUUUUAAAACUCAUUGACAUACACCAAGCUUGGGAGAGAUCAGUAACCAUAUACAGCAUAUUCUUCAAAUUGGCAGCAAACUUAUUAUCAUAGAGAACCACAUGAACAAAUACAUGAAGAUUUUAUACAAUAGCAGCUGAAUUGGUUCAGCGGAAUACCCAAACUAUUCACUAGUUGCAGAUUUACAGUGAAGGUUGAAAUACUUUCAUCCUUAUUUAGUUUAGAGAAAGCAGUCCACGCAGUACAGAAUACACAGAAAGCUCCUAUCUGGAGGGUACAUUCCCUUUAUUUCCCCAAGGUGAACCCCAAUUUUCUCUUCUAGUCUGAAAGAUCUACCUUGUUAAGGUAAGAUAGGGGACAAAAAUUGUUAUGAUUGCAUUGAUGUUAAAUAGUGAACUGUUGAGUCUGUGCACUGAGUAGCUUUGCUUUCAGCCUCAGUUCUGCAGCGUUGAUUUGGCACGAGAGGGGCUUAAGUUAGUGGUGGUUGAGGAAGGUGGGGAGUAGGGAAAGAGAAGCUCAAGGAAGUGCAGCAAAUGAUGGAUGCUCAGCCAUUUACAGUGCUGUUCACAGGCAUAGCUAAGAGAUGUAGCUCUCCUCACCUUGGCUGUGAUCACACGGAAUAGUGAUUGGGUGCUGUGAAGGACUUCAGAGAAAAGAUUUUCACAGCGCAGUAAUAAUCAGCUUUUAGCUGGGUGGGAAGGCGGCUGAACUAGGGUGCAAUCAAAGAUGUUUAGUUAGAAUCCGAUUAAAGUUACUAGUUUUUUCUCCAUUUCCAUGAAAACGCUAGCACUUUUCACCUAGCAUGAUCCAGCCUUCUGCAGUCCGUAAAAUAAGAAACUCCAUUUAGCUGUUGAAUGCAAUAUGCCCCAUUUAAAAUAACAAAGUACCACCCUAAAUUGGAAUGUCCAUAUACUAUUUUAUGGCUUUAUUGUUGCCUCAGAUAUUAAGUGCUGGAUGCCCUUAUCUUUGUAGGAAAAAGUAACUGUCAUGAGCACCAUUAAUCCAACAAAGGACCUGCUGGCAGAUUUAAUUGGGUGCCAACGCCUCCCUGAAGAUCAGCGCAAAAAGGUUCACCAGCUGAAGGACUUGUUGGACCAGAUCCUCAUGUUAGACCCAGCUAAACGGAUUAGUAUCAACCAGGCGCUACAACAUGCCUUCAUCCAGGAGAAAAUUUAAAUCCAGCGAAGAUGUUCAAAGGGUUUGACUAGUUAAUAUACAAAGACUGAUGCAAUUUCACAGCAAUUUAUAAAUGUACAUAUAGCAUAUAAAUAAUUACCCUGCAAAGUUGAGGAAGAAUGAUAUAUUUGAAUUAACACCAAGGCGGAUAUUUCUUUUAGAAAUGUUAGAGUAAAUCUGUUUGUCUCUCACGUGAAGAUUUUUUCACUGUAGAACUGUUUUAUUGCCAAGACUGCACAGAAAUACAACGCUAGCGUAUAUGGCUGCAGUUCCCAAACAUAUAUAUAUAAUAUAUAUAUAUAUAAACACACACACACACAUAUGCUCCCUCUCUCUCACCCUAACUAAAUGCAACAAAGCAUCUCUUAAAAUAUCAGUAAGACUGGGUGGUUGAUUUUGGUUUUUAGCAGAUUUGGCUUCAUUUUGGUCUCUGAAAAAUGGCCAGCAUAAAUGCUGUUUAUAUUGCAUUUUCCUAGGUGUGUGCGUGCAGGCCACAGCAGCAUGCCCUUGGUGUAGUCAGUGCCGAAGGGGGUCUAUUCCUUCUUGAGCCUGCCCGCAGGGAUGGUCUCCUCUUUUAAAGCAGGUUGCGUACAACUUUCAGUACACUGAAGGUAAGCUAAACCAUCAACAUCACUGACGUUUAAGAUGUUAAUUGUACUGGAGCAACUGGCAAAUGAGGGUCAAUAGCUUUGUAGCAGAAUUCCCUGCAUGUUUUUAUAAAUGAUCUUGUUUUUUUGUUUUCUGGCAUUACAACUGUGGCAUAAUUCCAGCUUCUGUUUGAUCAUCACAUUCAAAGAAAAGAAAAAUUGGGGAGUGUGCACUUGAUGGAGAGAGCGCCUUCAGUGUACUGUUUAUUACUUUCACUUUUAAAAAUCAACUUGCUAUAUAUAUAGACUUUAUACAUUUUGUUAAAUGCAGUUCACUAUGGCAUAGAGCCAAUACUUAGAGAAGUUUUCAUUUCCUAACGACAAAUGCGGAGCUCCAAUUCCAAAAGUCCUUAUUUCAUGGCCAGAUAGAGAACACCAUAAUAAAGAUUUUUUAGCUACUUGUAUGUCAUUUGAAAGUGUACUGCUUUAUGCUAAAGGUGUUUUUCAUUUGUUCAUUGUUUUCAUUAUUUGUGAUCAUGUUGUCUUUCAAUACAGGCAUAAACCUUCCACUCUUGAACAAAGCAGCUGCUUUUUAA
Podarcis lilfordi (Lilford's wall lizard) is the source of this 24201-nucleotide messenger RNA. NCBI's taxonomy places the organism in Eukaryota, Metazoa, Chordata, Lepidosauria, Squamata, Lacertidae. The record is from the annotation of a GenBank genome assembly.